Molecule: messenger RNA, 5730 nt
Organism: Strongyloides ratti
Lineage: Eukaryota; Metazoa; Nematoda; Chromadorea; Rhabditida; Strongyloididae
Product: SEA domain and Epidermal growth factor-like domain and Trypsin Inhibitor-like, cysteine rich domain and DOMON domain-containing protein
Exons: 2
Coding region: 1-5730 (1909 amino acids)
Source: RefSeq, a predicted model, not a curated record
AUGAAUUUACUAUUUUAUGGGAUAUUGAUCCUUUAUUUUACAUUAACCAAGGCUAAUAUUCGCCUUUUAUCUCCUACCUCUAUAUCAGAAGAUUUUGACUUUUCUAAAGGUUCUCCAAUUAAUGCUAAAUGUCAUGAUUUAACAGAAAAAGAUACAAAUAUAGAAACAAUAAUUUUGGGUGAAUCAUAUAAUGUUAGUUGGAUUGAUUUGGAAAAAUUAAAUGGUUUAUAUACAGUUGAAAUUCUUGAUUUUGAUACAUUUGAUGUUUCAACAUCAAUACCACUUAAAAAUAUUAUACCAAAACCUAAUUCUGAUUCUCAUAUAUUUACAUCAACAAUUAAUCUUAAUAAAGAUAUUAAAGAAUGUGAUAAAUGUUAUUUAAGAUUAGUACAAUCAGCAACAGAAAAAAAUCAAGUAGAAACAUUAAAUUUUAUAUCAUGCUCUCUUGUUAAAUUAGUUAAAGAAGGUGAACCAAGUGAAGCAUUUAAAACAACAAAUAAAGAUUGUAUUGAGAAUGAUGAUUGUUUAAAUGGUGGAAAAUGUGAUAAAGAUAAUAAAUGUUUUUGCAUUAAUGGUUUUUAUGGAAAAAAAUGUGAAGAAAAUAGUGAUAUAGAACAUUUUAAAAAAAUAUUUAAAAGUAAAAAUUAUGAAGAAAAAGAUUUUGCUGAAGGUGGUAAUAAAUUAUAUUGGAGAAUUAAUGAUAAUGAAGAAGUUGAAUUUGUUUUACAAUUUCCGGUAAAUUCAUGGGUUCUUACUGGUAUAAGACCAUUUAAUUAUAAAAAAACCUGCCCAGCAAUUAAUUAUAAAGAGACAGCUUUUAAAUUAGAAAAUAUUUCAACAAAAAAACCUUUACAAAAGAUUGAUGUUCAAUUAAAUUCAACAAAUAUAUGUAAAGAGAAUGAAGUAAUGUUUGAUUGUCCUGAAAUUAGUAGAGAAUGUGAAACAUCCUGUGACUGGACAGCUCAACCUGAUUCUAUACCAAAAUGUACUAAAGAAUGUGGUAAAGAACCAAGAUGUGUUUGUAAAGAUGGAUAUGUUAGAGCUGGAAAUUUAAAUGAUACUUGUGUUCCAUUUUUACAAUGUCAAGAAGAAAUUGAAGAAGAAUGUCCAAAAAAUUCAACAUUUUCAAAAUGUGGUACUUCAUGUGAACCAACAUGUGAAAAUAUGUAUGAUAGUAAAGAAUGUUUCUCUGAAUGUGAGACUCCAUCAUGUACAUGUAUUGAUAAUUUUGUUAAACAUAAUGGAAAAUGUAUCUUUUGGGCUGAGUGUCCUAAUGUUUUAUUACAUCUAUCAAACACAACAGGAGAAUCAAUUAAACCACAAUUUAUUGAUAGAGUUAAAGUGAAAAAUAAUAUUUUAUCUACAACAACGACACUCUCACCACCAAAUGUUCCAACACCAAGUAGUAAAAAUGAAGUAAAUGGUGAUUUACAUUGUCCUAUUAAUGAAACAAUUAAUGAUUGUGGUAAAAUUUGUGAAGCAGAUUGUCUUACAAUAUUUGUUCGUGAACAAUGUACAAAUUGUGGUGAAAAAGAAUGUGCCUGUAAACAAGGUUAUGCAAGAUUAAAUGGAAAAUGUGUCUAUUGGGGUGAUUGUCCAUUGACAACAGAACAAGUUAAUAUAACAACAUCAUUAGGAAUCACGACAACUGCCAGUAUUCCAACACAAGAAGAUAGUGUUCCAGCAAGAGCUCAAUCAAUUAAAACUGUAACAAAUGUUAAUAUUGGUGAAAAAAAUUCAUUUAAUUCAUUAAAAGAAUUUACAAAACCAUCAAUAAAUGAUGGUGAGAUAACUGAAGAUGAAGCUGAAGUAUUUGGAGAUGAUUGUUUUGGUGAAUUUAGAUAUCCUGCUGGAUGUUUAUCUGGAGAUUGUGACUAUAGAUUAUCAUGGAAUUUAGAUGACUUAUCUGAUAAUAUUGAAUUUUCAAUUGAAGCAAAAAUAUCAACAAACUAUUGGACUGGUGUUGGUUUUUCAAAGACUGGUCAUUUGACAGAUUCUGAUUUUAUUGCAAUUACCUCCAUAAAUAAUAAUUUAAAUGUUGUUGAUUUAUACUCUGAUACUACAUCACUUCCAAAGAUUGAUAAAGAUCAAAAUAUAAAUAAAUUUCAUGGUGAACAUACAAAUGGUAUGUUAAAAGCUGAAUUUGUAAGACCAAGAGUAACACUUUUUGGUGAUACAAAAGAGGAUGCUCAAUUUACUGAUAAAGAAUGUUUUAAAUUUAUAUUCCCUGUUGCUGGAAAAGAAUUAGAUAAUGGUGUUAUUACAACUUUCCCAACAGCUCCAAUUGUUUCAGAAAAUGAAAUAUGUAUUAAAAAAUGUAAAGAAUGUAUUUCACAAUUUAAAUAUCCACAAGGUUGUGAAGGUGAAGAAUGUAAAUAUAUUGCUAAUUGGAAUGUUGACAAAAUUUCUGGUGAAGUUGAAUUUGAGAUAUCAUCUAAAGGUAUUGGAAGAUGGACUGGUAUUGGAUUCAGUAAAGAUGGUUCAAUGGCAAAUUCUGAUAUGAUUGUUGGUUGGGUAUAUGAUGGUCAAGGUUUCAUAACAGAUAGAUUUUCUUAUAAUAAAGAUGUUCCUGUUAUUGAUGCACCUGAUAAUCAAGAUGCUUAUAUUGUUAAAGGUGAAUUAGAAGAUGUAACUCAAACAAUUGUAUUUAAAAGAAAAAUUAUUACAACAGAUACAAAAACAGAUUUCCCAUUAAAUGAAUGCUACUAUUUCUUAUUCCCAGUUUCUGGAGGUCGUAUUUUAGCUAAACAAGUAGAUGAUUUUAAGAAUCCUAAAACACCAAUUGGAUCUCAUGACUCAACACCAAUUGUUAGUUCAGAAAAAAUAUGUAUAUGUGGAGCUGAGAUACCUACACCAAAAAGAUUUAGGAGACAGGUUAACAAUCCAUUUGAUUCAAAAGUUCAUGUUACUGGUGAACUUCCACCAAUGCCAAAAGAAAAUAUCCAAUCAUUUGAAGAUCCACUCCGUUGUAGUGAUGUUGUUCUUAUCUCCUCUAACAGUGAUGGUUUGACAAGAGUUAAAGAUUAUUACGCAUUAUCAUCAAGUUUCGUUAGACCAGAUGAAUUUUAUGGUGGUCAACAAUCAUUAAAUAAUAUUAUUAGUUAUUUACAAGAUGGUAUUGUUACAGUUUCAUUUUCAAGAAAACUUAAUUCAAAUGAUUUUGUUGAUCAAACAAUAGAUUCAGAUAAUAAUAAAGCAAUGACAAUAUUAUUUGCUCAAGGAAUAUUACCAAAUCCUGAAAAAAUAGAAUCAAUUGAUUUAGAUGAAUUGGUAAGUAAUGGUGGUGCUCCAGGAACUGAUACAAAAUUGUAUGUAUUUGGUAAGAAUUUCACUACCCCAGAUAAAAGUAAAGAAACUAAAAUUGAAAAACCAGAAAUUUUACAAUUCAAAGAUGAGGGAGAAAAAGUUGAUGAUAUAUUUAGUAAAACUGGAACAAUUGCUGUUGCCAAUGCAUCUGGAAGAAUUCUUCCCAAAGCUGUUGAUGAUUGUGAUGAUUAUUUUAAAUAUCCACCAUCAUGUAGUGAAGAUGAUUGUAAAUAUCUUGCAAAAUGGAUAGUUGAUAAUGGAACAAUUACUGUUCAAAUUAAGGCCAAACAAUCAAUUAAUAGAUGGACUGGUAUUGGAUUUAGUCCAGAAGGAUCAAUGUCUGGCACUGAUCUUAUUGCUGUUUCUGUUUUAGAUGAUGGUACUUCAACUAUUACUGAUCAAUUUGUUCCAGAUUAUAAUAAACCAACAUUAGAUACUGAUCAAGGUAUCUUUGAUUUAGUUACUAAAUAUGAAAAUGGUAUUGUUUAUGCUAAAUUUAGUAGAGAACUUCAAACAAAUGAUAACAGUAAUGAUGUCAAUUUAGAAGAUGAACAUUGUAAUUUCUUUAUUUAUCCUGUUAGUGGUGGUGAUAUCAUUGAUAAAGCUGAAAUACAAAUUCAUGAUGAAAUUCCAAUUGUUAGUGAGAAAAAAAUAUGCCUUAAAGCUUGUGGUACUAGAAGUGUUAAAAAAGAACCUGUUUUAGCUAUUCCAAUAACUCCUGAAAUUGAAAUAACUACAACUAAAUCAGUUGAAGAGACAAAAUUACCAGUUGAAGAAAAAGAAACUAUAACAACACCUUCAAGUGAUAAUAAUACAUCUGAAAAUGAAAAAUUAACAGAAAAAAUUAGUGAAAUUUCUACAACAACAUUUGAAAAUAUGUCAGAAGAUACAACAAUUAAAACAACAACUGAAGAAGAGAUAAACUUUGAAAAUAUAAAUUUAAAUCUUCCUGAAAAAACACCAAAUGAAAAUAUUGAAUCUACAACAUUAAAAUCUAUUGAGGUAACUGAAAAUGUUGUUACAACAGAAGAAGUACAAACAACAGAAAAAAUACAAACAACUAUAGAAGAAAAAGUAACAGAAGAAAAAGUUACUGAUGAAGCAACAGCCACAACAAUAGAAUCUAAAGGUACUGAAGGAAAUGUACCAAGUCAAACAACAGAAAAUGUUACAGAAAAUAGUGAAACAACAUCUAUGACUACUACAAUAACAACAGAAAGUGUUAAAAAUAUAACAAGUAAUGAAAAUAGUAUAACUUCUGCUGAAGGAAUAUUUACAACAGAAAAAAGUACUACACAAUCAAAAGAAAUUAUUGAAUCUAGUACAAAUAAAGAUAUUGAUGAUGAAGAUGAUCAAAUUAGUAAAAAUAUAAUUAAUUCUAUUCAAAAUGCUGGUAUAAUUAAUAGUUCUGAUGAACCAACUGAUGGAAUAACAUUAAUUCUUAGAAUAUUAAAUAGAAAAUGGGAUGAUGCUUUAUUAGAUAAAAAUAGUGAUAUGUAUAAAAAUUUAACAAAAGAAGUUAAAGAAACUGUUCAAAUAAUUAUUAAAGAUAAAUAUCCAACAUUAGCAUAUGAUAGAAUUCUUAAAUUUAAUAAAGGAUCUGUUCUUGCAUAUGUUCAUUUAGAAGAACAAUCAUUAAUAGAAAAAGAAAAAAAUGAUAUGAGUGAAGAACAAAAAACAGUUCCAUCUAUUCAUGAUUUAUCUGAACAUAUUCGUCAAGUUGCAACAUUAGGAACUAUAGGAAAAUUAAAUGUUGAUCCAGAUACUGUUAGAGCAUAUAAUAGUGAAGGAAAUUCUAUUGAUCAAGUUUUAUUAAGAAAUUGGAUGAUUGUUGGAUUAAUUAUAUUUGGAUUAUUAUUACUUUGUUGUCUUGCCAGUUGCCUAUUCUUUUGUUGUUGUAAAAAAAAUAGAAAACAUGAAAAAAAAGAUAUCAUUCCACAUUAUGGAUAUAAUGAUUAUGAUAAUAAAGGAUAUAAAUCUUCAAUGAAUAAUGUUUCAGCAACUUAUACAGUUAAUCCAAUUUAUUCAACAACACCUGGUAGUGUUAAUGGAACAAUGAAAAUUUAUAAAAAUAAUGGAGCAACAUCACCAUCAUCACAGGUAGGAACACAACAAAUGUCAAUAUAUACAGGUGGUGAAAAUCAGAAUACCGGUGAUAUGAAUAAUGUUCCAGAAGGUCUUGGAGAGACAACAUAUACUGAAUGGCAAAGAGAUGUUGCAUCAAAAGAUACUCCAUCACAUGUACAAGAAUCAACAAUUUAUCAACCAGCUAUCUCUUCAACAUUAACACGUCAAACAUCACCAUACAUAACAUAUCCAAAUGAACCAACAUACUACUCAAUGAAUAAUGAUCCAAGAUAUGGACAUCCAAUUCAACAUCAAAAUUCACCAAUAACUCAGUCAGGUUAUUAUAGGCCGUAUUAA